GACGGGGUUGCUACAGUUGGGUAGCAGUCGGUCCUUGGUCUGGAAAGGAGCAAAAAAAAAAAAAAAAAAACGUGAAUUAAAACCGUGCACAGGUCGGGCGGCGCUUCUCCUGCAACUUUUUAGGGGGACAGCAACUCUCAAGACCGGUACUGGGCGAAGUUCCGGGGCAACGAGGAGCAUUUUACUCUUUGCUCUCCUUUCGAUCGCUCCGGUGAAGUUGCAGCAGCGUGCGAGACUUCACUCGGACUACCAACUUUCUGGGCAGAAAAGUCGGUCGGUGGUCGACAGUUUUGUUCUGCAGGAAUGUCGCAGAAAGAGAGACCCACUUUUUACCUGCAGGAGGUCAACAAGACGAUAUGGGAAGUGCCGGAGAGGUACCAGAGCCUGUCCCCGGUGGGCUCCGGCGCGUACGGAUCCGUGUGUUCUGCGUUUGACAUGAAGAUGCCUUUGAAGGUGGCUGUGAAGAAGCUGUCGCGGCCGUUUCAGUCCAUUAUCCAUGCCAAAAGAACAUACAGAGAGCUGCGUUUGCUUAAACAUAUGAAGCAUGAAAACGUUAUUGGCCUCUUGGAUGUUUUCACCCCUGCUACUAGUCUGAAGGAAUUCACUGACGUGUAUCUUGUGACUCACCUAAUGGGGGCGGAUCUCAACAACAUUGUGAAAUGUCAGAAGCUCACAGAUGACCACGUCCAGUUCCUCAUAUACCAGAUCCUCCGAGGAUUAAAGUAUAUCCACUCAGCUGACAUCAUUCAUAGAGAUCUGAAACCCAGUAACCUGGCAGUAAAUGAAGACUGUGAGCUGAAGAUUUUGGACUUUGGUUUGGCAAGGCACACUGAUGAUGAGAUGACUGGCUACGUGGCCACCCGUUGGUACCGCGCUCCAGAGAUCAUGUUGAACUGGAUGCAUUACAACAUGACAGUGGAUAUUUGGUCAGUUGGGUGUAUAAUGGCAGAACUUCUCACUGGAAGAACUCUGUUUCCUGGCACAGACCACAUUGAUCAGUUGAAGUUAAUCAUGAUGCUCGUCGGAACUCCAGGGCCAGAGCUCUUGAUGAAAAUAUCUUCAGAUUCUGCCAGGAAUUACAUCAGCUCCUUGCCACAAAUGCCCAAGAGGAAUUUUGCUGACGUAUUCAUUGGUGCCAAUCCUCUAGCUGUUGACCUUUUGGAGAAAAUGCUGGUUCUGGAUACAGAUAAGCGGAUAACAGCUGCUGAGGCUCUUGCCCAUCCCUACUUUGCUCAGUACCACGACCCAGAUGACGAGCCAGAGGCUGAGCCGUACGACCAGAGCUUUGAGAGUCGAGAGCUGGAAAUUGAUGAGUGGAAACGACUAACCUACGAGGAGGUGUGUAGUUUUGAGCCGCCCAUCUUUGAUGAGGAUGACAUGGAGUAAUGACAUGAGCCACCUGCCUCCACCCAAGACCUUUCAACAUGUACAUUAGUGUUAAACUUUCAGGCAAGCAUUGCACUGCCUGUCAAACUUUGUCAGUCUUUAUUUCAGAAAACAUCAUCAGUGAUUAACUGUAAUGAGAUUACCAGUGCAAGGAGAGCAAGAAUCGGACCAGCUAUCGUUCUUAUUUAUAAACCACUUCUGUUUAUUGGUCAGUUGCCAACACCUGAAAUCAUUUUUACUUCAGACUUUGACUCAUCACUGUGAUACUCUGAUGCUGAAACACUUGGACCUAUAGCUGUGCUACUUUGUGUUUUACAUUUUUUUUUCAGUAAUAUAUCAAUAAGCCUUUGUCAUAAGGAAUCUGUCUGAAAACCACCUUGCCAAGCUGUCACAGACAGCAGUGGUCACUUUUCCCCCUUUCUUUUCAAUCAUGAUUCUACAUAUAUUAAAAGAAAUUACUUUGAAUGCAUUCAUAUGAGAGAGAUUUUAUAUUUUAAAAUAUUUGACGAAUUCAGGAUAUGUUUUGUGUGUAGUUACUCGCCUUUACAGCUUACCAACUGAAUUUAAUAAAAAAGAAAAAAGAAAAAAAAAGUAUUUUCAAAGGUUUUAUGCUUUGUGAAGCUUUCACAGAAAAAUCGUAGCCUCUACUGGUUAAAGAUGAUCCUCUUUACCAAGGCAUCGAGAGGGGGAAAAAAAGGAAACAUAUUUAACGGGCUAUGGCUCUGCGCAAACAUAUGUAAAUAUUUGCCUUAAUUUUUAAAUUUGACUCUUUGUGAUUAUAAAGCAGUCACUGUUAGCUUGUAUAUGAAGACAUUGUGUGUGUCUUCAAGUUUGUUGUUGGUUUACAAAGACAUUAAGUGUAAUGCUACAACCUCUUAUAGAAAUACUGCAUAAGUGUGUGAAAGAGGGAUUUGUAUUUAUAGAUUGUCGAGCUGGUAUUUAUAAGCAACAAUCGUAAGACCCCUUAAACUAUUUUUCAGUCCUGCAGAGGUAACUGCAAACUCCUGUCCUUUUAACAAAAUAAAGACUUAUUUUUAAGACAA
Molecule: messenger RNA, 2429 nt
Organism: Cololabis saira (Pacific saury)
Lineage: Eukaryota; Metazoa; Chordata; Actinopteri; Beloniformes; Belonidae
Gene: mapk14a
Product: mitogen-activated protein kinase 14a
Exons: 12
Coding region: 304-1386 (360 amino acids)
Biological process (GO): protein phosphorylation; intracellular signal transduction
Cellular component (GO): nucleus; cytoplasm
Molecular function (GO): ATP binding; MAP kinase activity
Source: RefSeq, a predicted model, not a curated record